This is a messenger RNA of Cololabis saira (Pacific saury), 3369 nucleotides long. Its product is annotated as polycystin-1-like protein 3. Bases 45 to 1799 code for a protein of 584 amino acids. NCBI's taxonomy places the organism in Eukaryota, Metazoa, Chordata, Actinopteri, Beloniformes, Belonidae. The transcript has 3 exons. The record is from RefSeq and is a predicted model, not a curated record.
UUCUGCUUCCGAGUUUCCCACCGGAGCUUUACAAACGAACCAAGAUGUCGGCCCGCCUGCUGCGUCCUCUGAAGUGUCUCCAGGUGGACAGCUGGGGGGUCCUGAUGGGUCGCCCAACUUUGCACUUCUGCAGUCAAGCUAAAGAUCCACAAAACCCAACGAAGAAGACUCAAGCUCCAGUCCAGACAUGUUCUUCAGCAGUUGAGGCUCCAGCUGACAGAGCAGCCCUGCUUGCCUACAAAACCCAAGUUGUCUUUCCAGUUCGACUGUCAGAACCAGGCUUCUUCCCAUCUUCAGCUGCACCUGCAGUUGCUUCAACAUCUACCCCUACACCUGCUCCUCCAGAUGUUUCUGCACCCACCCUGGCUUCAACAUCUACCCCUACACCUGCUCCUCCAGAUGUUUCUGCAGCUGCCCUGGCUUCAACAUCUACACCUGCUCCUCCAGAUGUUUCUGCAGCUGCCCUGGCUUCAACAUCUACCCCUACACCUUCUCCUCCAGAUGUUUCUGCAGCUGCCCUGGAUUCAACAUCUACCCCUACACCUGCUCCUCCACAUGUUUCUGCACCUGCCCUGGCUCCAGAGCAUGCUACUGCAGCUGCCAAUGAUGUUGCUGUCUUUUCCUCCGACUCUGGGAUGUCUGUUGCUGCAGAAUCAUCUUCUACCUCCUCCUCCUCCUCAGACAGUGAGUCUGACUCCGACUCCGACUCCGACUCUGACGCUGAAGAUAAUAAGUCUGAGUUGCAGUCUGGAAAAGGAACAUCCCUGCUAGAGAAGCCAGAUAUUCAGGAGUUUGCCGUCACAGGAAGGACAAAAGACGCUGCUGAUGCGGAGUGUGAGGCAUUGAGAGCAACAGUGAAGAGACCCACCGUCAGUUCUGAUCAGUCAGAUGCCCUGGGCCCUGAGGCCAGCACUGCCACCCAGGAUCCAGCAGAGCUUCUAGACCCACACGUUCCCGCUGGGAAAGUUGCUCAGGAAGCAGCAGAAGGUUGUGUAGCUGUCGACACUGCCACUACUGAAACUCCAGGUUUAGUUGAGAUGCCAGCUGUCUAUCAAGAGAAAAACCUGACUGAGUCUGAGUCCGAGAGCCCCCCUACCGACACUGCUGGUCUUCCAGAGUCCAAGAGCACCCCUACCGACACUGCUGGUCUGCCAGAGUCCGAGAGCCCCCCUACCGACACUGCUGGUCUUCCAGAGUCCGAGAGCCCCCCUACCGACACUGCUGGUCCUGUAGAGUCCGAGAGCCCCCCUACCGACACUGCUGGUCCUGUUGAGUCCGAGAGCCCCCCUACCGACACUGCUGGUCUUCCAGAGUCCGAGAGCCCCCCUACCGACACUGCUGGUCCUGUUGAGUCCGAGAGCCCCCCUACCGACACUGCUGGUCUUCCAGAGUCCGAGAGCCCCCCUACCGGCACUGCUGGUCUUCCAGAGUCCGAGAGCCCCCCUACCGACACUGCUGGUCCUGUUGAGUCCGAGAGCCCCCCUACCGACACUGCUGGUCUUCCAGAGUCCGAGAGCCCCCCUACCGGCACUGCUGGUCUUCCAGAGUCCGAGAGCCCCCUAACCAACGCUACUGGUCCUGUAGAGUUGGAGAGUCUUGUGAUCGAAACUGUGACAGAAUUUUCCAGUCCUUCAGAGGAGCUGCUGGACCCCGCCCAAGUUUUGUCCGAAUCUACAGAAAAGGAGAUGGUAGAAGUCACUUCUGGACCAUCUGAGGGUACAUACCACACCAACCUCUCACUACCCUCCUUGCUUUUUGUUGGUGGUUUUCCAGAUUGUCACUUCUUUGUGAACGGUUAACCACGCCUGACGUCAGACGCAGCUUUGUCUCCUCCGUCCCUCUGACCUCCUUCUAGAAGUUUUCAGCUGCAUGAGGUGGACUCACCUGUCUGAAAACUCUGAUCAUUGUCUGAGCUCCAAUUCUUUCAUUCUCAAACUGAUAUUACCAUCUGUCUGUGGGCCGCCUCCAACAAACUGAUUCCAAGUUCCAAGGUUCAGAACCGAUUCCUAAUGUAGAACUGAUUCAGGUCCAAAAAAAACUACUGGUUCUGAAUACACUCAUGUGAUGUCACAAACAGGUUUCUGGUGGAAACCAGAUACACGCCCACCCUGUUUGAUCCAAAGAUGAGCCUGGCAGCUGGUUGCAACAUGUUGGGUAGCUUAGCAUAGCUAAUGCUAACAAGUGAUGCUGCUAACAGAAGCUUAACAAGCAGAAAUCUUGACGCAUGUUUGUCAUCUUCUAAUGAAGAGGUUACAGCUGGUUGUGCUGCUGACUGUACGACAAGGUCUUCUAGGACUAGCCCCAACUCGUACCUGGAGAUCCAAUUAGCCUGUGGAGGAUUUUUGGUAAACGGUUAAUGAUUUAGAGCAGCCAUUCUCAACCUUGGGGUCCCGAACCCAAUUGGGGUCGCAAGAUGAUUUCUGGGGGUUGCGAAAUCAUUUUGGAAAAAUAUAAAUGCACAAAAUUAAUAUAACUUCCGACUGGACGUUAGAUGGAUAACAAUUGGUUGGUCUCAAACAGGAAUUUUAGUACUCAAAACCAGUUACUGUCGGCCGUAACUAGGCUACACCAAAACAACAACAACAAGGAACCUGUCCACUAUUCUCAUGUCUGCCCUUCUCAUUCACACAUCAUCAGAGCAAAGACAUCUUUGUUUUCUCCCCGUCUGCUGUCAGCAGGAGCGGUGGCUGCAGACAGCAGACGCGUUGCAGAACGUAAACUUAAACAUUAGCCUAUUUAAACAUUAUAAAAGUCAGCGUUGUUAAAUUCAUAUUACAUUACAUCAUUUCAAACAGAGUUGUUUUCUGCUUCAUUGCUUUUCCAAAGUUGAUUUUACGUGAUUCUGAUCUGUGCAGGUCAGAUUCUGGUCAGUGAAGCACUCUGUGCUGAAGUGGUGGGGGAGUUUCGGGGUGAACAAAGAAGAAAAAAAAAAAAAACAGGCGCGUGAUUGUUAAAGGGCCAGUCCCAAUCCCCCCUAGUCCUACUUUUCAGCCCUACCCCUAAAUUUUGCGCGUUCCCGUGAGGGUAGUGGUGUCCCAAUUCCUCUUUGCAUCUAGGGGUAGUGGGCAUAACGAGGGCUAGUGUGUAUGAAUCUAGCCCUUAAAAGCGAGGGAUUUCAGAUGCUGACUUCGCGACCGAGGGCCUAAGAAAAUUUCCCAGAAUGCUUUACGUCAUCAUUUACAGACUGAUCAAACAAAAAAACAUGGCGGACAUUUUUUAUUUUUUAGUGAAUAAAAUCAAUAUUUUGAGUUAGUUUCUGCAUAAAAAUGCGUUUUGAGCAUUUUUAUGCUCAAAACGCGAGAAAUAUACAUUUUACUUUCAUAAUAUUCACUCAGUGAAUGUACAUAAUCACUUGCUUGCUCGUUGUUG